This is a messenger RNA of Lepus europaeus (European hare), 2975 nucleotides long. RefSeq names its product selectin P (gene SELP). Bases 109 to 2415 code for a protein of 768 amino acids. Lineage: Eukaryota; Metazoa; Chordata; Mammalia; Lagomorpha; Leporidae. Gene Ontology annotation, molecular function: sialic acid binding; oligosaccharide binding. The record is from RefSeq and is a predicted model, not a curated record. Gene Ontology annotation, cellular component: external side of plasma membrane; membrane. Gene Ontology annotation, biological process: heterophilic cell-cell adhesion; response to cytokine; leukocyte tethering or rolling. The transcript is spliced from 16 exons.
UGAAUAGGAAGUUGACUUUCUAAACAGCCUGACACUGAGGGGAGGCAGUCAGACUAUAAGAAGCCUGGGUUUGGCAAAGGGCAGUGAGCCAGUGAAGUCGCACAGGAGAUGGCCAGCUGCCUAAAAGUCAUCUGGAACCAAAGAUUCCAGAAAGCGGUCUUCGGAGCAGCCCACCUGCUUUACUUCAGUGCUCUGAUCUCUGAGUUAACAAAUCAGAAAGAAGUGGCAGCAUGGACAUAUAAUUACAGCAUAAAAGCAUACUCAUGGAAUGUUUCCCGCGCCUUCUGCCAGAAAUACUACACGGAUUUAGUGGCCAUCCAGAAUAAAAAUGAAAUUGCUCACCUCAAUGAUGUCAUACCCUACUAUAGCUCUUACUAUUGGAUUGGGAUCCGAAAGAUCAAUGAUAAGUGGACUUGGGUGGGAACCAAAAAGCCUCUCACCAAGGAGGCUGAGAACUGGGCAGACAAUGAGCCCAACAAUAAGAAGAACAAUGAAGACUGUGUGGAGAUGUACAUCAAGAGGUCGACUUCUCCCGGAAAGUGGAAUGAUGAUCGCUGCAGAUAUAAAAAGCGGGCGCUGUGCUACACAGCUUCCUGCCAGGACACAUCCUGCAGCAAACAAGGGGAGUGUAUCGAGACCAUUGGGAAUUACACCUGUUCCUGCUACCCUGGAUUCUAUGGCCCGGAAUGUGAAUAUGUCAGAGAGUGUAGAGUACCUGAUGUCCCUGAACACACCCUCAUGAACUGCAGCCACCCCCUGGGAAUGUUCUCCUUCCACUCACAGUGCAGUUUCCACUGUGCUGAAGGGUUCCAAGUGAGUGGACCCAGCGAGCUGGAAUGCGUGGCUUCUGGAAUGUGGACCAGUGAGCUCCCGCAGUGUGAAGUUGUGCAGUGUGAGCAUUUGGAAACUCCCAGUAAAGGAACCAUGGACUGUGUUCAUCCACAUGCUGACUUUGCAUAUGGCUCCAGCUGCAAAUUUGAGUGCCAACCUGGCUAUCAAGUGAGAGGCCUGGACACACUUCACUGCAAUGGCUCUGGCCAGUGGACUGCACCCCUGCCAACCUGUGAGGCUGUCAUGUGUAAGCCACUGGAGAGCCCCGACCAUGGAAGCAUGGAUUGCUCCCCAUCUGAAGGGGCAUUUCCAUACAACGCCAACUGCAGCUUCCACUGUGCUGAGGGUUUCGUGCUUAGAGGAGCUGAUGAAGUGCAGUGUGCCGACUCGGGACAGUGGACAGCACCAGCCCCUGUCUGUCAAGCUUUGCAGUGCCAGGAACUUCCACCUCCAAAUAAGGCCCAGGUGAACUGCUCCCACCCCUUUGGUGCCUUCAGGUACCAAUCAGUCUGCAGAUUCUCCUGUGACGCGGGCUCGCUCCUGGUGGGAGCAAGUGUGCUUGAGUGCUUGGACACUGGACGUUGGAGCGCUGUCCCUCCAGAAUGCCAAGCCAUUACCUGCACACCUUUGCUGAGCCCUCAGAAUGGAACAAUGACCUGUGUCCAACCUCAUGGAGACUCCAGUUAUAAAUCCACAUGCCAAUUCAUCUGUGAUAAGGGCUUUUCUUUAUCUGGACCAGAACGAUUGGAUUGUACUCCAUCUGGAAGCUGGACAGGCUCUGUGCCAACAUGUGAAGCCAUCAAGUGUCCAGAACUCUUUGCCCCACAGCACGGCAGCCUGGAUUGUUCUGACAUUCAUGGAGAAUUCAGUGUUGGCUCCACCUGCCAUUUCUCCUGUAACAAAGGUUUUAAGAUGGAGGGGUCCAAGAAUGUGGAAUGUAAAGCUUCAGGAAGAUGGUCAGCACCUCCACCAUCCUGCAAAGCAAUUGUAUCAGUUCUUACUCCAGAGGUGCAAUGCCCAGCUCUCACCAUUCCCAGCCAGGGAACAAUGUCCUGUAGGCACCAUCUGGCAAUCUUUGGUUUGAAUACCACUUGUUACUUUGGAUGCAAAGCUGGAUUCACCCUUAUGGGAGACAGUGCUCUCAGAUGCAGACCUUCAGGACAAUGGACAGCAGUAACUCCGACAUGCAGAGCUGUCAAAUGCUCGGCAUUGCAAAUUAAUAAUCCAGUAGAGAUGAACUGCUCCAUUCCUUGGGGAAACUUCAGCUAUGGAUCAACCUGCACGUUCUAUUGUCCAAAGGGUCAGUUACUUAAUGGCUCAGCGAGAACAGAAUGCCAAGAGAAUGGCCAGUGGUCAGCUCCCAUGCCAACCUGCCAAGCGGGGUCAUUGACUGUCCAGGAAGCCCUCACUUAUGUUGGUGGAGCAGUGGCUUCUACAACUGGUCUGGUAAUGGCUGGAACCCUCCUGGCUCUACUAAGAAAGCGUUUCCGACAGAAAGAUGAUGGUAAAAACCCCUUGAGCCCUCAGAGCCACCUAGGAACAUAUGGAGUUUUUACAAAUGCUGCAUUUGACCCCAGCCCUUAAGAGGCCUGGUCUUCUAGUCAUCUCAUUCAAGCUCCACAGGUUCCUGUUUGUGAACACCGGGUUUCCUGCUAGACCCGACUGGGACUGUAACGUGUUUGCUGCAGUUUUCUGUAAAUACUUGUGAAUAAAGGACUUGGCAUUUCCUUUCAAUUAGCUCUGGGUCAAAGCAGGAUUUUACCACAUUCCCAAACUCUCCACUCACCAGCCCUUCCUGCUCGACCUCUGCUCUUCCUGCAACAAAGCUGCAGAAGCCAGAGCAGACAACUUGUUGGAAGACCAGCUGGUGGAGCAAGAGCACCACCUCUUUAUUUUUGGGCUGAAAGGGAGGGGUCCGUUAGUUUGUUGGAAGACAGGCGCCUUCUCAACUUGGAGGACUUCCUGUGCGGUCUCCUGGACCCUCCAGUGGUUGCUGCUGCUGCUGAGGCCUCCUACACUUCUGCUGUUGAUGUUUCCAGAGCUGCCUCCAGAUGGUACUGGGAACUAUGGAAAACCAGGAAUCAAGACUAUUCAGUUCGCCAAACAGAAAGACCAACAUUCAAGUGUAUAAAUAAAAUGAUCCC